Helicoverpa zea (corn earworm) is the source of this 6464-nucleotide messenger RNA. It is a transcript of the gene Mekk1, whose product is annotated as mitogen-activated protein kinase kinase kinase 4. Gene Ontology annotation, molecular function: protein kinase activity; ATP binding. Lineage: Eukaryota; Metazoa; Arthropoda; Insecta; Lepidoptera; Noctuidae. Bases 253 to 4920 code for a protein of 1555 amino acids. Gene Ontology annotation, biological process: protein phosphorylation; MAPK cascade. The transcript is spliced from 33 exons. The record is from RefSeq and is a predicted model, not a curated record.
CUGUCAGUCGCGUGAUAAGACGUGUGACCGGACGCUCGGUUAUAUUGUAAUUUUUUAUUCAAAUACCGGUUCUUUACCAACAAAAUUGAUGUAUAAACAUGUCAUAUACUUUAAACCACGUAUCUAAGCAGUGUUGUGCAAAUUUUGUGGGUGAUUAAGGUAGUUUUGUGAGGUAGAACAAGUGACUAUGUUUUGGUGAAUCGCGGGAAUCGUGUUUUGUCUGAGGAAUCCAAGUUUUCGUGAUUAAUUAAAAUGGGGGAUUCUAUGGACAGUGAUUGGAAGAAGAGUAUGGGGUUCCCGAUAAACUACAACUCGGACAGCUCCGAUGAUGAUUUUGACGCCAAAGAUGUGGUGUUCCGGAAUCCCCGCCACUCUUCCAAGUACCUUCUGGCUGAUAGCGGCGAUGGGGCCGAGGCUGAUCUCCUCGGGACCACUCCUCCUCGCUCCAGGAUCAGGGAUAAGGAGAGAGGAAGACGGAACCACCUGGAUGCUCCCGGCUUCCAGCGUCUGCUGCGAGAGAGGAAAGACGUCGUGGACCAUCAAGUGCACGAUCCCUCCUCUCCCAUGCUGGACCGUCUGAAGAAGCGGUGCAGCCUCAAGCUGAUCCGCUCCCGCGCCAGAGACAGCAAGCAGGACCUCACGCACGAUGUGCGCGUUGACUCCCUGCCGUCUCCAAACCCGAUGCCGGCUGUACCCACAUUACUCCACUCUCAGGUGGAGUCAUGCAGCCGGUUCAUGUCCCUCACCUCGCGGCCGAAGCACCGCGAAGCCAUCGGCCAUGACACCCUGCUACCGGACUGCGAGGAGAGGUGGCGCUGUGACGGCGAUGAGGAACUGCCUCCCAGCCGCGUCAGCUUCCACAAGACCUUCAGUCUGCUCAUCAAUAUGGGGAAUAUUGAGAAGGGUUGUAAGAGAGCCAUAAGCCGCGAGGAGCAAGUCUGGCAGAACGAGCUCAAAGACCUGAUCUGGUUGGAGCUACAAGCCAAGCUCGCGGGGAGAACUCUUGCGCAGCAGGACGCGUAUCUGUGUGCCCAGAGGAACAUCGUGCCUAAGAUUAUUAAUAAUAUUUUUGAGUAUAAGUUUGUAAAUAAGAACCCGUGCAGAGCGAAUAGCAAGCGCACGUUGAACUUCGUCACAUCACAGGAAGAUCUUACAGUUCAUGAGGAAAUUAAUGAAGAUGGAGGAGAUUUGGAGCAGAUGUUCGGCUGCCUAUCAUUCGAGUGCGCGUACUGCGCGGCGGCGGUGGGCCGCGCCAUGCGCGAGGUGGCGGCGCUGGUGGACUCCUUCUUCAACGCCGUGGCUCUGUACCCCUCCUCCAGGAACAUGACGGUGGAACACCCGCAGAUAGCCACGCAGAUGUUUAAGAAUAGGAUUAAAGCGAUGUGCCUCUGGUACAACAUGGCACUGCACAUGCGGCUGAAGCUGGUGGCCAUGCGAAGGAUGCUGCGCUCCAUCCGCCUCAAGAGCCAGCGCCGCGGGGCACAGCAUGCCACCUCCGUGGACUCCAGCAUCAGCAGACAAUCCUCAGAAACCCGUCCGUGCCAGGUGCGGUUCAACGUCAGCAACCCUUCAGACUCCAGCAGCAGCGACUGCAGCGGACAGUCAGGAGGCUCCGUCAAGGAGGAGCCUGGUGAAUGUGACGAGAAGGAUGGAGAGGACGGACAUAAGCAGGAGGGAGAGGAGGGGCAGGACGAGAAGGGGACUGAUGAUGUUGAUAGUGGAGUUGAUUCUAAGAGCAUAGCUUCAACCAACGGUCUCCCGACCCCCGACAUAUCCUCCGCCUACAAGUUCGGCGACCCCUACACGUCCAACGAGAGCGGCUACAUGUCCAGCGAGGGACCGCCGGCGGCUAACGACGCCUUCGACAUCGGACCUCUUACUGAACUGACCCAUAUGAGGCUGUUGGACAAGUGUAAAGUUUCUUUGUAUAGGGACUACCACCAAGAGAUCCUGAAGACGCAAGGUGUGAGGCGCUGCAUGAUGUUCAUAUACAAGAUGAGGAUGAACCUGCUCGAUAAGGUCUAUCUCACGCUGGAGAAACCUGAAACCGUGACUUCAGAGAAUCUUAUCGAAGAGGAUGGUGAAGAAGUGUUCGAGGAUGCCGCGAAUGAACGACCUGACUCCGAGAGACAGGAUGAGGAUGAAGUUAAGACUUAUGAGCUUAGCAGAUACGGUUGCUGGUCCGAAGAGUGUCGCUCCAUGCGCCUACCCUCGUACCGGUCCCACUUCCUGCUGCUGUCCAGCCUGUGCAUGGAGGCGGUGCACGACUACCUGUCCUUCCGGCUCGAGGCCAGGCCUGAGCAUCCCUCGUGUCUUACUGUUAAACAGCUGAUCCACGAGCUGCGCGAGGGCCUGGACAUCGCGUCGGAGAUGCGCGCGGACUUCGCGCUGCACGUGCGCGCGGCGCUGGGCGGCCGCCCGCCCGGGCCCGCCGCCAGGGACCUGCUGCUGCUCACCGGCACGUUCGAUGAAACCGUCGAGACGCUGCUUAAGCAAUACCUCUCGUACCUAACAACGAUGUCGGUGACGGAGCACAUGCCGCGGUCCCGCCUGCAGGCGGAGUGGGCCUUCACCGCGCAGCUGGCGAAGCGCAUCAAGUGUGCCGCUGUACUCGCGCCGCUUACUUUCUCUGAUAUAACGUGUAAUCAACUGAACCGACUGCUGCGAGAGUUCGACGACACCAUCGGCAAGAUGAUGAGACACCCGGAGAAAGAUAUGGCCGAACCUGACAAAUACACGAUCUACAAAGUAUGUCGGCUGGCGCAGAGCGUGUACGCGAGGUCCCGCGACGCCACGCUGCAGGCGGCGCAGUGGGCGCGGGCGCUGGCCGCCAGGCUGGCGCGGGCCCCGCCGCCCUCCUAUACUAAGCAGAGAGCUGAUAUAUUCAAUUCAAUAAUGGCGAUCCGGGACCUCAUAACACAGCACAUCGAGUUCAUCCUGGCGAAGUCGCGGCUGUCGGCCAGCGACGCAGAGCUGCACCGCGAGCUGUCUGAGACCGUCGCCACCCGGGUGCGGGAGCUGCUGCUGCAGAUGUUCAAGCUCGGCUUCGAGCUGAACAGAGAGCUGUACAAGUUCGUGCACGCGCACCGCGCGGGCGAGGAGCGCGGCCUGCGGCGCCGCCCCGCCUCGCUGCAGCCCGCCCGGCCGCGCCGCGUCGAGCGAACGCGCCGGCCUGAGACCAUGCUCGUGCAUGAGUCCAUUAACCCACUGAUCCACAAGGAGCUGCACCGGCUAGUAUCAGACACGUCCCGCCCCGCCCCACCCCUCGCCCCGCCUGCCCGCCCCGCCACCCCGCCCGGGCGACGGACGCGGCUGCUGCGGUCCGACAGUAUAGUGGAUGAGUAUGAGAACAGCGUGUUCGAUGAAAGAUUGUUCGAUAAUAUACAUCAUUUUGGAGAGACUCAGGUCCAAAACAGCAUCGAGCUCCUUCUCUCAGGCUCUGCCGAUACCCCAGGGGAGGAUGAGGUGGAACUCCGGCGAUCCUCUCCCACCUUCCCCCCAGGAGUUGAGAGGCGGGUGGCCAGCUGUGAGGAGCAGCGGUGGGCGGCGCGGGUGGCGAGGGGAGUCAUACAGUUCGCCACCUGCUGGAUGCUGUUCGUGGUGGAGAGGUGUGAUAGGGGAAGAGGAUUGAGGCCUAGAUGGGCGAGUCAAGGUUUAGAAUUCCUAAUGCUGGCUUGCGAUCCACGUAAUACUAAGCAUCUCAGCGAAGAAGAAUUUGAGGAGUUGAAGACGUUAAUGGACGGCUGCAUCUCGCACGUGAUCGGGUCGCGGCCGUCGCCGCUGUCGCAGCACCCGCGGCCCGCCGCGCUGCCGCAGCCGCACUCGCCGCGCCCCAGGCCCCGCCUGCAGAGUCCUCUCCCAAGUAACUGCUCGAGUCGGGAGGCGCCGACGCCGCCGACGCCGCCGCCCGUGGAGGCUGAUCCUCUCAACUAUCCUGAGGCAGAAUCCAACGCCCACAGACGUCGAGUCCUCUCAGCAAUCGAGCAAGUGGACAGUGCCCGCGACGCUCGGCUGCGGGACAGCAAGAGUGUCGGCCACGUGCUGGCGGCGCCGCUGCCCAGCUACGAGCCCAAGCUGCGCCAGCUCACCUUCAAGUGGCAGCGGGGGCUGAAAAUAGGCGCUGGCACUUUUGGCAAGGUGUACACAGUAGUGAACACUGAAAGUGGUCAGCUUCUCGCCAUGAAGGAGCUGUCAGUGGGUGUCGGCGACAGGAGAGCCCUGCAGCGAGCUGCCAACGAGCUGCGCGUGCUGGAGGGCAUCCUGCACCCGCACCUCGUGCGGUACUACGGCUGCGAACUGCACAGGGAGGAGAUGCUGCUGUUCAUGGAGCUGUGCGUGGAGGGCUCGCUGGAGGCGCUGGUGGCGACGUCGGGGGCGCUGGCCGAGCCCACCGUGCGGCGCUACUGCGGCCAGCUGCUCAGCGCCGUGCGCGAGCUGCACGCCCGCGCCAUCGCGCACAGGGAUAUCAAGAGCGGCAACAUAUUCCUAACAAAUGAAGGUCACUGCCUGAAGCUGGGCGACUUCGGCUGCGCCGUCAAGAUCCGCGCCAACACCACCGCGCCCGGGGAACUGCAGGGCUUCGUCGGGACACAAGCAUACAUGGCUCCGGAGGUAUUCAUGAAGUCGUCAGGUCACGGCCGCGCGGCUGACAUCUGGUCACUAGGCUGUGUCGUCACCGAAAUGGCUUCCGGGAAGCGUCCAUUCUCGCAGUACGAUAGCAACUACCAGAUAAUGUUCCUGGUGGGGUCUGGUGGUAGACCCGAGAUCCCCUCCACCCUCUCCGAGGAAGGCCAGGAGUUCUGCAUGUCCUGCCUCACGCAUGACCCCGACCUCCGGCCCAGGGCUGAGACUUUAACUUUACAUCAUUUCCUUAUGGUCCGCUACUGGCCUGAUGCUAGAGAUACGAUCAAACGAAAGUAAUUUUGUUAAGUCGGACGAGACGGAUUGUAACUGUGAACCAGCGUACCUCAUCACGUAACGCCGCGACGAGUGACGUCGGGCGUCGAGCCGUGUAUACAGAUACUAGUCUACUAGGCAAACGUUGAAUACCUAGGUAUAUGGGCAGAUAGACCCAAGCUUCGGACCUAUACGAGAUUUGAGUAGCCACUUAACUAUAGGCGAACAAUCUUGAUACUUUAACUUUUAGACAAAUACAUGUGAAACAAAUAAACUAGAGCUUAAAGUAAUGAUUCAAUGUAUUAAAAAAUUCGUGCUAUUUACAUUGAUUUUUAAACAGAGUUUUAAAAUAAAAAGUAUCAAGACUGUUUUUCUUAAGUGCUUACUCAAAUUGAGAGGAUACUUGGCCAGUUAAAAGGUCUUGAAAGAUCAUGAUUUAUUUAUGGAAAUACUAUUUAGAUAAAUAUACUAUUGAAGUUUUAAUGUCUAUCAUGUGUGAGUUCAAGCAUUUAUUAUAUCACAUUUUAAUAGAGGAAUAUCUAAUGAAUUCUUUAAAAGGUAGCUUAAUUGUGAUUACAAUUUUAUUAUUAUGUACAACGGACAAUGUCUUAACGGCCUAUAAAUAUACAUAAUGUGUUUGUAUAUUUGUGCUAUUCUUAUAAAUGAAUUUGUUCAUAGAUUACGGUAGGUGGAAAUGUGAAACUUUUUAGGUAAAAUGUCACUAUUUUAAACUGUUUAAAUAAAAUGUGACUUGUUGUUUAUAGUAACAAGAAAUAUUAUCUUUUAAACUAUUGACUACUUGGAAUGUGAUUCCUACAAUUUUCAAAUAUUAGAAGUAUUUUAUAUGCACCCUGUUAUAGGAAAGAAAAUCAAUGAAUUGUUUUUGUGCCAUUAAAAAUUGAAUUAAACACCCAUGUUUUUGUAUGAAUUAAAAGUUUAUUAUAACCAGUUGACGAGCCUUAAAGUGAUGAAGUUUUUCAAACUAAUUGAGCUACAUAAAUAACUAUGUGUGGAAUAUAAUAGAGCUUUUAUAAUUAAAGAAACUUAUCCUUUCGAAAGGAUCUGAAGAUAAUUUUAGCCCCAAAAUAGAUUUAUAAAAUUGUGAAUACUUUAAAAUUGUUUAUUGUAUGUUAUGUCUGAUUGCUUUAAAUAAAUAGUCGACGCGAACAAAUUAUUUUGUAAAUAAAGAUGGAGUUAAUAUUUUGGUACUUAUGAAAUAUAAUAUAGAGAGCUUUAUUUUAAUAUAGUCUUUAUUGUGUAUGUGAUAAGUGCACUUUUCUAGUGUUAAACUGUUUAUAUUGGUUUCGGAGGUGAUACUUAUUCCGUGGCUUUUUGUGUAAAAAUACGUAUAUUGUAUACAAUUCCUGGAAUUUCAGCUAUUUUAUUGUAAGGAAUAUGACGAGGCAUUAUAUCUUGUAAUGUAAUAUAUAAAAGUUUUAAUCAAUUCUAAGAGAAAUAAUCUCUUUGUAAUGUUUUGAAUAUGUCACAGAACUGAAGAUGUUGACGCGAAUAAAUAAAUCUAUUUGAACAAAGAAAAUUCUUAUUAAUAAAGUGAAAUGUUCUAUAAA